AUCGGCGAGACAGUGGAGAACCUGUACAUGAUGGACAUGGUGAUGAAGAUGGUGUAGUUGUUCAUGUGGCUGUCAGACCAGUGAGUGGGAUAGUGUUCCAUGACAAACAAGGACCGCUUGCAUAUAGAUAUGACAGACAAUUCAAACGGAUCACACGGAUAGAUCUCAAGGACUGGGUACGUGCUCUCACAAAAUGGAAAAUAUCUCAGCAGUGAACUGAUGUAACAUACGACGGCAGGAUGUGGAAGCUUCUGCAAAAUAACACAAAGGAGGAUGAGCAGGAUCUUUAUCUUGAGACAAAUGACAUCUUUCGUCCUGACCUGAAACAGAUUGGAAACAGUCUCUUUGAAAUCAGAAGAUACUUUGUUGAGAAGGAUGGACAGAAUUUUGCGCCAACAAAACUAAGGACCCCUUUAGCACAAGUGAAAGAACGACUCAUCGAACACAUAGAAAAUCAUGCAUACGACUUUGUUUUUGAUCCUCUCACCAAUGAAGUGGUAGAUUUUCCAAACCCAAAGGCUGGACCAUGUUUUGUGUUCUUGUCCCAUUCGUUAUCAGUUGCGUUAGAUUUCUGCACAUCACACCGACCAAGCAACGCGGUAUGUGAUGUAUUCCUGGCUCUGCCUACACAGUCUGUGAUAGUUUUGUCACUGGUUGAUGGGGAUGAAGAAUGUCCUGAAGCAGUGGCAUACAGUAUGUCAGUGGCGAGAGGAGUGAUAGAGACACUUAGCAGGUUCACUGAUGAGGAUAUCAACUCAAUCCAUGGAGUCAUUCCCAUUUCUCUCCUUGAGGACGCUGUUGGAUUUAAGAAUCGAUUAAAGAAGCUGGCAAAUGAGUCUUCUCAUUUUGUCACAAACAAUUCUUUGGUAAUGACUCCCAGUAGGUAUGAGAAAGUCCUGACUGCUUUCUGGGCUGGUGUUGCUGAAACGAAGUCGGUGCUAAAAGAAGAAAGUGGAGACACCGAUGGCGACUAUCUUAGAUUUCUCACCAAAGAACAAUGUAUCAUUCUGGUGGAGAACAUAAACAGUAAGGACGUCGAGGUCAAGUGUAUGCCCGGUAGUGGAGCCACGACUCUGAUGCUGGAGGUGGCUAGGAGACUGAACAGACUGGGGGGACACUAUGCUUGUAUGUAGGUCACGACAGGAGAGGGACAGGCUCAGGUCGGUGUACCCAUCAGCUGUAGCAGCAGAGGAUCUCAGUAUGGUGGACAUGUCGUCCUGUGUGAAUAUAGUCCAUGAAACCAACACAGUCAUGGCACAAACAAGCGGACAACAUUGGCGAUUUACAACCUAUCCAACUGCUGUCAAAGAACUGAAGUCCCAACUAUUGGAGCAAAAUAUCACAAAGGAGGAUGAGCAGGAUCUUUAUCUUGGGACAAAUGACAUCUUUCGUCCUGACCUGAAACAGAUUGGAAACAGUCUCUUUGAAAUCAGAAGAUACUUUGUUGAGAAGGAUGGACAGAAUUUUGCGCCAACAAAACUAAGGACCCCUUUAGCACAAGUGAAAGAACGACUCAUCGAACACAUAGAAAAUCAUGCAUACGACUUUGUUUUUGAUCCUCUCACCAAUGAAGUGGUAGAUUUUCCAAACCCAAAGGCUGGACCAUGUUUUGUGUUCUUGUCCCAUUCGUUAUCAGUUGCGUUAGAUUUCUGCACAUCACACCGACCAAGCAACGCGGUAUGUGAUGUAUUCCUGGCUCUGCCUACACAGUCUGUGAUAGUUUUGUCACUGGUUGAUGGGGAUGAAGACUGUCCUGAAGCAGUGACAUACAGUAUGUCAGUGGCGAGAGGAGUGAUAGAGACACUUAGCAAGUUCACUGAUGAGGAUAUCAACUCAAUCCAUGGAGUCAUUCCCAUUUCUCUCCUUGAGGACGCUGUUGGAUUUAAGAAUCGAUUAAAGAAGCUGGCAAAUGAGUCUUCUCAUUUUGUCACAAACGAUUCUUUGGUAAUGACUCCCAGUAGGUAUGAGAAAGUCCUGACUGCUUUCUGGGCUGGUGUUGCUGAAACGAAGUCGGUGCUAAAAGAAGAAAGUGGAGACACCGAUGGCGACUAUCUUAGAUUUCUCACCAAAGAACAAUGUAUCAUUCUGGUGGAGAACAUAAACAGUAAGGACGUCGAGGUCAAGUGUAUGCCCGGUAGUGGAGCCACGACUCUGAUGCUGGAGGUGGCUAGGAGACUGAACAGACUGGGGGACACUAUGCUUGUAUGUAGGUCACGACAGGAGAGGGACAGGCUCAGGUCGGUGUACCCAUCAGCUGUAGCAGCAGAGGAUCUCAGUAUGGUGGACAUGUCGUCCUGUGUGAAUAUAGUCCAUGAAACCAACACAGUCAUGGCACAAACAAGCGGACAACAUUGGCGAUUUACAACCUAUCCAACUGCUGUCAAAGAACUGAAGUCCCAACUAUUGGAGGUAGAAAUGGAAGUCGAAGGGAUGGAGAAACAAAUAGAUGCAUUAUCUAAUGAAUCUUGGAAGGAACGGAUUGAACACAUCCUCAGGGACUUCAGUGUGCUGAAAAUAUUUAGUUUCAAACUGGGAUCAACAGGGCCUAUGUCCUAUGCUCAUGAAGUACGCCAUACUCUGGAAUACAAGCCAAGCCCCCUUACAGCAAGCAAAGGUCAGUAUGCAUCUUUGGGUGGUUUCAAGCAACUGUCUGCUACACAAGAGGCUUGGUUGCCAGACUUACAUGACGGAUUAAGAGAAAGGAAAAAUCUUGUCCCGCUUCUCAGAUCGGUCAUAAUCCAAGAUAAAACGGAUCAGAUCUGUCAAGACGUUAAAAAUGUUCUCUUGAGAGAAGCUUUGGGGAUAAUGAAACAUACAGAAUCGAAACAAACCGUUGCUAUGGUUGGCCAUGUUCAAAGUCCAGACAUUCAACAACAAAUGGAGAUGUUCUACAUUGAAUCAGAGAAUGCAGGAAUGGAAUCUAAUAUCCCACAGGUAUGGAAAGAAGGUGGCCAGAUAAACGAUAUGGAAACUGAGGUGCAGAACACAGAUGGAAAAGAUCCUGAGAGCCGCUGGGACGAGAUCCAAACACUUAAUCAAGAACUGGACAACGUACUGAAGGACAGGGAUCGUAGAAAAGGACAACUCCACAAAUUAUACACGGUGGAGUGGCAGGCUGUGAUGAAAUACCUGGCCAACCACAAGGCGGACUUAUCUAUGCUAGACAUAGAGAUACCAGGGUUUCAAGUCUUUCAGGGUUUACCAGGCAGACAUGAAACAACCUUCCCAGGACGUGUCAUCUCAGUGCAAGGUACAUCAGCGGUAUCAACAGUAGGUCACGAAGAAAUUGGGGAACAGUUCGGGCCUUCCAAAAGGAACAGGAGAAGACUUGAUGUAUCAGGUUCUGCAACAUCACAAUCUGACAACACAAAUAAUGGUCGAGACAAAGCAGAGCAAAGACACACAAGAGCUCCAGGUCUGAUGAACCAGCUUAAACAAUACCAGCAGGGUCGACUGACAGAGAAACACCUGUGUGCCAUUACAAUGAAGAUCAUCAGAGACAACGAGCAGCAACUCAUGGAACUGAAAGCAAACAAUGGCUGUCUGGAAAAAGAUUAUGGAAGCAGUGUACACGUUGUUGGCCGGACACGUCGACCUCUUCUGGUUUCGUGUCCUAAACUCAACCUGGACGCGGCUCGGGCCAACACAAGAUGGUGCGACGUAACUACAGACGGUCAGCUAGUCAACUCGCGGCCCGACACACGGGAUGUGGGGCAGAACAGACUACGGAAGUACCAGGGGACCUGUAGCUCCCCCAUCCCCCUUCCUCCAUCCUCCUCCACCCUCACACCCCUACCCACCACCCCCAGAUACUGGGAGACAGAAACUAGGGUGUGGGUGAAUGGUGGGCUGUACCCGCUAGUCCUGGAGAUAGGACUCUGUGAGGCAGGACAGGUGGACAGUGAUUGGUAUGUUACUCACCAGCGCCGCUCCUGGUGUGUCUGUGUAGAAAGAUGUGGCAUACACGAGGGGAGUCUCUGUACCAGAGUGUAUAGGGAGGAGGAGCGGGGCGAGUGUCACCAGAACACCAUGUCCAACACUCCCGGCACACAGGCCACCCUCCACUAUGGCGUUGUACUGGAUGUGGGGAGGGGACGAUUGGCAUUCAUUGACCUGGACAGACAGGUUGUUCUAAACAAGUAUAAUGUUGAGUUCAGUGAGCCACUCGUCCCCAUGUUUAGUGUUGGGGUGCCGUAUUCUGGCUACACUACGUCCAUGAGUCUGAUCAGCGGGGAGGACAUCAACAUGACUGACACAAAGAAGACUCUCAUCUACCAAGCGCUGAAAUAGAAAAUUACCUGGCCAUGACACUGUGAAAUCGGCCAUGAAACUGUAUGAAGUCAGCCACGAGGCUGUGUGAAGUUAUCUGUGUAACGGAGAUAUUUCUAUCAACUGUUUCAAGGAAAGUGAGUGAAGCGGACAUAGAAGGGUUCGGUUUGUCUUCUGUUUGUUGUGUACAAAAUACAACCAAGUUCUUCGGAUGUCUGCUUUCACUACUUUCCUGGGUUCUUCUGAGACUGGAAAACAUUUUAAAUACUCACAUGAAUAUCAGUAUGAUGAAAUUAUUGCUGUAGACGAUGUAAUUGUCCGACAGUAAAUGAUUCUAAUGACGUGUGAUGUAAGUCAAGGGACACAGAAAAAGUGAACACACAAAAUGUAAAAAUUGUUUCAAAACCAGAUUUCUUCAGCUUAUAUUGAUAUUUUAUACCUAAAUAAGUUUUUUGAAUCCACA
Haliotis rubra (blacklip abalone) is the source of this 4732-nucleotide messenger RNA. RefSeq lists its product as uncharacterized. NCBI's taxonomy places the organism in Eukaryota, Metazoa, Mollusca, Gastropoda, Lepetellida, Haliotidae. The record is from RefSeq and is a predicted model, not a curated record. The transcript has 28 exons. The coding region runs from base 1120 to 4290 and encodes 1056 amino acids.